CUCUCUUUGACGAAACGAAAAGCCCACACUCUCUAACGCUCGAUCGUGUGACUGCUUCUACUAGGGUUUCUCCUCCUCGCCGCCGGCGAUGAGCGCUACAAGGCCCGACCACCGGCGGCACCACCCGCCGUUCCUCCGGGACCUCUCAUCCCCGGUAUCAUCUUCCUACCGCCUACCCCCGGCCUCCCUGCGCCGCGAGACCCAGACCUCCACGCCGCCGCCGCCUCCCCCGCUGCUCUCCCUCGAUGACCUCUCGCGCCACUCCCCUUCCCCGCAGCACCACACUCCUCCGCAGGUAACCAUGACUCCGUCGCCUCCUCCCCCUCGUGGCGGCCUCUUCUCCCCGCUGCGCUCCAAUGGCUCCCCCGCCCCCUCGGCGUGGUGGUCCCCCUCGGUGGAUGACAAGGCUAGGGAUAGUUCCCCGGCGGACGGAGUCGUGCAUCACCAGCAGUCCCCGACGACGGUGUCCGGGCAGCAGUCGCAGUCGCAGCAGCAGAAGGUGGCGCUGAUCACGCUGCCGCCGCCCAGGGAGGUUGCGCGGCCGGAGAUGCCGAGGGAUUCGGUGCUCUCCACUGGCCGGGUCGACGAAGAGGAAUGGGUCACGGUUUUUGGUUUUUUGCCUGGCGAUACAAACAUGGUACUAAGGGAAUUUGAGAAAUGUGGGAUAGUCUUGAGACAUGUUCCUGGUCCGAGGGAUGCGAACUGGAUGCAUAUCUUGUAUCAGAGCCAUCAUGAUGCACAGAAAGCUCUUGCUAAACAUGGUCAUCAGUUAAGCAGUGUUCUUAUAAUUGGGGUGAAGCAAGUGGAUCCAUGGCAGCGACCUUAUCUGAAGGACAACACCGAUGAGAACUACCAGGGCAGCGUAUCAAUUCCAUUUCCAUCACAGCCUGUAGUGCCCAGCGGGUUCGCCACCAGGAACGCGCUAGCACCUUUGCCUAGCAAUUCCAUGCAAAAUGGCAGCUUCAAUGAGAGCAGCCAUGGUGCUUCUGGAGCCAUCGCUUCACCUGCAAAAUCCGUGUUGUCCAAAGUUAUGGACUUAAUGUUUGGCCUCUAAAAUCUGUUGUCAAACCUAAUGGUGGACGAACACUUUUGGCCAUUUCAUGGCACGAGGAUCACUGAUCAAUGUUAUGGUUCUAGCACUUUUUACUGUUGGUAACGUUGAUUGAUUAUUCCUUGCCAAAUUUACGUGUUUGCUGCCGUUCUAUCAUCCUGUUGUAUCAGGCGCUCAAUUUGGCGCUGUAGAA
This is a messenger RNA of Brachypodium distachyon (stiff brome), 1244 nucleotides long. RefSeq names its product nuclear pore complex protein NUP35. Gene Ontology annotation, biological process: NLS-bearing protein import into nucleus; regulation of DNA-templated transcription; nuclear pore organization. Gene Ontology annotation, molecular function: single-stranded DNA binding; phospholipid binding; structural constituent of nuclear pore. The transcript has 3 exons. The record is from RefSeq and is a predicted model, not a curated record. Bases 89 to 1054 code for a protein of 321 amino acids. Lineage: Eukaryota; Viridiplantae; Streptophyta; Magnoliopsida; Poales; Poaceae. Gene Ontology annotation, cellular component: nuclear pore nuclear basket; nuclear membrane; nuclear pore central transport channel.